AUGGCCGAAUUGAAGGAAUUCGACAAGCUCUUGACAGCUACCAUAACCGCCCCUCGUCUAUCCGGAUCGAAAGUACAGAAACUCGCUUCACAAGCUAUCGAACUGGUCGCAGAGGAUUAUCAGCUAGUCACGACUUUCUUCAAAUUGAACGCUUCUUUACCUCCCGCAAGUCAAUCGAGAAUAUCCAGUCUGUACGUCUUUGACGCGAUUGCCCGAGCAGCCAAGAGCGAUGUGAAUAAAGGUAUAGGUACUCAGGUGAACAAAGAGAGGGGCAAAGGGACGCAGGCGGGGCUGUUGUUGAAAUUGGAGGGGGUGGUGGAUAGUUGGAUUGAAGGGUUGUUGGACGAUGGGAAAGGCGGUUUAUGGAUCGAAGGAAAGGAAAAGACAAAAAAGAUAGUCGAUAUCUGGUCAAAGGCCGGUACCUUCCCUCAACAUUGUCUCGAGCGAUUAACGAAGAAGAUCGCAAGUGCGGGUGGUGCUCAAGCUGGACCUUCCACCAAGUUGAAGGAUGUAGGAAGAUCAGGAUCGAGUGGGAGCGGACCGGGAAGUGUCGGUAAAGGUUCAACGACUCCUCCAUACCCUGCUCCAGCUCCCUCCGCUGCUCCCACCCAACCAGGUAGUCUACCACCUGAAGUCGCCAAGUUACUCGGAAUCGCAGCGUCACCUGCGCCUGUACUCAGUCCAACGAACAACGGUGCGACACUCCCUAAUCCAAAUGGCAUCUCAACCCCGACUCCGGCACCUCCUAUCAUACCGAAUCUCGACCUAGCAGCGAUCCUAGCAAGCGUCAACAAGCCUCAACCAUCUCCUAGCCUCCCUGGCCAACCUCAGCCCCAGACAGUGGCUUCGCCUCCAAUCAACAUCCCAAAUUUAGCCAAUCUAGCUGCACUUUUACCUCAACCUCAAGCUCAAAAUAAACCUCCACCACCAUCACAUCCAGUGGCAUCUGAUCAAGCUGGUCCGUCAAAUAUUGGUGCAGGUACAGGUCAUAAGCCCAUAUUGAACGCUGCUCAGAAUGCUGCCUUGGCAAAAUUCGCAGCUCUUGCUCAAGCUGGUCCACCACCCCCACAGACACAGCAGGCUGGACCAUCUCAUCCUCCUUCUGGAGGUCCACCUGGGGGAUACAGGAGAUCACCCCAGAAAGGAUAUUCCGACUUACCCCUGCCUCCUGCUCCUAUGAGAGCUGAACCUAUGCGUGGGCCCUCAUCAAACGUAGAAAAUAGGUUUCAAAAUAAAGAUCAAGGGAAUGGACCUGGACAUGGGAGAAGAGAAUCGCAAGAUUAUAAACAUAAUGGUGGUAGUGGCAAUUGGGGCAGAAGAGGUAGUUAUGAGAAUGGACCUGGAUCUGGGCCUGGUUCAGGCCAAAUGGGCGGAAAGUGGAAUCGAGAGAGAUCAAGAUCUAGAUCACCUCAUAGGGAAAGGAGAUUUGAAGGUAGAUCGAGUGAUAGUGGAUGGGGUAAUCGAGCUGGUAGAGGUGGAUUUCAUGGUCAAGGUAACAAUCGAGAGCAUGAUCAGUACAACAAUCCACCCAACGGAAUGAUAUCUAAUCAUGGAUCAGGACCGCAACCUUCAAUCUUACUGGGAAAUGGCCUACCACCUCGUCCGAAAACGAAUCCUGGACAAGGACAAGGACAACCGACAGGGAAUGGUCGGGCGCCUCCUCCAGCAUGGAUGGAGGAGCCGAGCCAAGAAGGUGGUGAAGAAGAUAUGACGCUGGAUGAUGGAUCGGAUGAUGGUAUACUCCAGCCUUCGAUCCAGCGUCAAAAUCAACAAGAUUACAAUAAUAAUAACCAUAAUGAUAAUGCUUCUCAACAACCGAACACGAAUACGAUGAUGACAUUAGAUACAUUCCCAAUAAACACUUUCAACCCCUCUUCACCCGACUCAUGGUCUAACUUGGCUCAAGCAUGGAAGAAUUCAAUGGGUAGGGAUCCAAAUCAAUUGGAAUUGAUGGCUUUCCUUUCGGGUGGUAUGGGAAUGGGCAUGGGUAUGAGUAUGGGAGGUGGAAAUGGGAAUGUGAAUGAACACAUGUAA
Molecule: messenger RNA, 2034 nt
Organism: Kwoniella botswanensis
Lineage: Eukaryota; Fungi; Basidiomycota; Tremellomycetes; Tremellales; Cryptococcaceae
Exons: 5
Coding region: 1-2034 (677 amino acids)
Source: RefSeq, a predicted model, not a curated record